Racocetra persica is the source of this 283-nucleotide messenger RNA. Lineage: Eukaryota; Fungi; Glomeromycota; Glomeromycetes; Diversisporales; Gigasporaceae. The record is from the annotation of a GenBank genome assembly.
AAUUUCCUGACUACGAAGUUUACCUUUCUGAAAUUCAUAAAGCAACAGCAAAAUAUUAUAGUAGAAAACGAAAGGAUAUGUUAAAUGAUGCUGCAUCAUUGUACAAAGAAUUAUGGGUUUUAUGUCAGACAAAACAGGCUACUGGAGACUAUGUACCUGCUGUUAUUAUGACCGAUGCUGAUCUGGCUUUGGAUCUUGCAAUCUUCGAAGAGUAUAAACAAUCUUAUGCCAUGCAUUGUAUAUUCCAUAUAUCACAAAACCUUCCUCAAAAUCUCGAGGCUAA